Hyla sarda is the source of this 5420-nucleotide messenger RNA. RefSeq lists its product as uncharacterized. Lineage: Eukaryota; Metazoa; Chordata; Amphibia; Anura; Hylidae. The record is from RefSeq and is a predicted model, not a curated record. Bases 935 to 4726 code for a protein of 1263 amino acids. The transcript has 2 exons.
AUAGACUGCAUCCUCCAUUGUCCCAUGUGGCAGCAUCGCUGUUUCAUCGCGUGCUUAUUACCUAUGACUACAGACUUCACCAUACAGUCUUGUCUAUUGAAGAAUAGGGCGGUUUAUCUGCAUGUCAGACUACACACACCACAGGGCAACGUGUAGCGAGGACAGAACAGUGAAACAGCAGCUACCCAGCCAGUGGGAUACAAGACACAGAGACCUGCUAUAGUGCAGCUACCUGCUCAGAUAUACAGCACUCUCUGCACAGACAAGCAUCUUCUUAAAGGCACAAUGUCUCAGAAAUCUUCACACAAAUCCAGAUCUGUUGCUUCUGUCUCCACGAAAAGCUUCAUCUAUUAGCAGUGCAGUGGCCAUUGCCAGCGCAAAAGCUGAAGCAGCUAAAACGCGAGCAGCAUUCGCUGAGCAAGAAAUGCAAAUAAAAAUAGAGAAGGCAAGGCUAGAAGCAACAUUAGAGAAACUUGCUGCAGAAAAGGAGGCUGCAGCCACCAUUGCUGAAGCAGAGUUCUUAGAGGCUAUAUAGUAUCUUGAAACACUACAGCGUGACAGCAUACCAGGUAUGAAGCUUAAAUCGCAAGAUCCAUUGCAACGCACGUCAGAGUAUGUAAAUGAGCUCCCAGGUUCAGACAGCAAUACUGAUCCAGUAUAAAAGCCCGAACGUUGUACCAUAAGUGAAAUAGGCCCAGUACAGCAUGAAGUGCCAUCCUGGGUCAACUACAAGCAAGAGAGCAACUCGGCUGGUAAUAACCUCAUUACAGGUCAAGCAGUCAAGCCAGAUCACCUCACCGUUGCAUCUCUCCUGACGCCAAGGCAGCAUGAUACUGGCCAGCACAACCAAGAGACUACUAACAGGUAUGAGCAUACCCCAUAUUCUUACCAGGGUUGUACACCACCAGUAUACCCUGCUGUCUACCAGACCACAAUGGACUUUGCAAAGUUUUUUACACGGCGCGAACUAGUCGCAAAAGGAAUUGUGAAGUUCAAUGAUCGUCCUGAAGACUAUAGAGCCUGGAGAUCUUCCUUUCAGAAUGUCACAAGAGACUUAGACCUGUCAUGUAGUGAAGAGGUGGACCUCUUGGUCAAAUACCUGGGGGAAGAGUCAAGCAAACAUGCAGCUAGGAUCAGGGCUAUCAAUAUAAACUACCCUGAGACUGGUCUUAAAAUUAUUUGGAGCAGACUUGAUGAGUGCUAUGGCUCAGCAGAGGUUAUAGAAAGUGCCCUCUACAAAAGAAUUGAGGACUUUCCCAGGAUAACCAACAAAGGCUAUCAGAAACUCAGAGAACUUAGUGACUUACUAAUGGAACUUCAAGUUGCCAAAUCUGAAGGGGACUUACAAGGACUUGCAUACCUUGACACAGCAAGAGGUGUCAACCCUUUAGUUCAAAAACUACCCUACAACCUACAAGAGAAGUGGAUUACCCAUGGUUCCACAUAUAAACAUAAACAUAAUGUCCCAUUUCCUCCAUUCUCUGUUUUUGUUGAUUUUGUACAUAACCAAGCAAAGAUAAGAAAUGACCCUAGUUUUGAUCUUACAUUGUCAUGUGCCACUCCAGUUCUCAAUUCACGCAAAACCUCAGUGGCAGUACACAAGACUAAUGUUUCUCCUCCAGAUUUUAUUCACAGGCCGGCAAGCCAAGCAGAGGUAAAGGCAGGGGAUCCAAGCAAGCAGUGUCCCAUACAUCAAAAGCCUCAUCCUCUCCUAAAAUGUAGAGCCUUCAGAGAGAAACCAGUUGAAGACAGCAAAAGAUUCCUUAAAGAGAAUGGCAUCUGUUACAAGUGCUGCGGAUCAACAUCUCAUUUUGCCAAGGAUUGCAAGGUCAGUGUAAAAUGCACAGAAUGUGACACCACAGAUCACAACACAGCUUUACACCCUGGUCCAGCACCAUGGGCUUCACAGAGCGCUUCAAGUGACACUGAGCAUGGCGGGGAUAAAAGAAACACUGCUAUAGCUUCACCAGAGGUCACUUCACAAUUCACAGAAGUGUGCAAAGGGACAUUAGGCAGCAGAUCCUGCUCUAAAAUCUGUCUAGUCAGAGUCUACCCAAAAGGCCAAAAAGACAAAGCUGUAAAACUGUAUGCUAUACUGGAUGAUCAGAGUAAUAGAUCCUUAGCCAGAUCAACAUUCUUUGACAUCUUCAAAACUCAAGGACCAAGCACUCCAUACUCCUUAAAAACCUGUGCAGGUACCACAUCCACAAUGGGGAGGAAGGCCACCGGCUACCAAAUUGAAUCCUUAGAUGGACAGACAUGCCUUCCCUUGCCUACCAUAAUUGAGUGCAACCAAAUUCCUGACAACAGAUCUGAAAUUCCUACAAGAGAGGUAGCAAGCUAUCAUUCACACCUAAAGAGCAUGGCACAUCUUAUACCAGAACUUGAUCAUCAGGCACAGAUAAUCCUACUUCUUGGGAGAGAUAUUUUACAAGUACACAAGGUGAGACAUCAUAUUAAUGGCCCCAAUAAUGCUCCCUAUGCCCAAAAGCUAGACCUAGGAUGGGUCAUAAUAGGAGAUGUAUGCUUGGGACGCAUGCACACUCCCACCUCUGUGACCAGCAUGCUCACCAAUAUGCUAGACAAUGGUCGACCUUCUCUUUUGCAACCAUGCAACAACAACUUUCAUGUCAAAGAAUUGCCAUACUGCAACCAACUGCUCUGCACCUAUACAGAUCUUCCGUGUGAAAGCCAUGCAGCAUCUAACAUUUAUGAAGAUCAGUUAGGUUGUACAGUCUUUCAGAGAACAACGAAGGAUAAUCAAGUGGCAAUGUCAAUAGAGGACAAGUUGUUUUUAGACAUAAUGCACAAUGGAUUUGUUAAAGAUGAAACUAACAGCUGGGUCGCACCUCUUCCAUUCAGGAGUCCCAGACAACGCCUGCCUAAUAACAGAGAGCAAGCUCUAAAACGUUUCUCUUCUCUCAAGCACAACCUGCAGAGGAAACAAGAAAUGAGAAACCACUUCUUCACCUUCAUGAAAAAGAUAUUUGAAAAUGGCCAUGCAGAGAUAGCUCCCAAACUCAAAGACUUUGAGGAGUGCUGGUACCUACCAAUGUUUGGAGUAUACCACCCAAAGAAACCAGGCCAAAUCAGGGUGGUGUUUGACUCUAGUGCCAAGUUUGAGGGUGUCUCUUUAAAUGAUGUUCUCUUGACAAGUCCAGACCUGAACAACAAACUUAUGGGAGUACUCAUGCGCUUCCGCAAAGAUUCUAUUGCCUUCACCGCUGACAUUCAACAAAUGUUUCAUUGUUUCCUUGUCAAAAAGGAAGACAGGAAUUUCUUAAGAUUUCUCUGGUACAGAGACAAUGAUCUUUCUAAAAAAGUUAUAGAGUACCGUAUGAGAGUGCACAUCUUUGGCAACAGUCCUUCGCCAUCAGUUGCAAUUUAUGGAAUCAAAAGGUCUGCUCAAGAAGGUGAGGCGGAAUAUGGAUCAGAUGUCAGAAAAUUUGUAGAAAAGGACUUCUAUGUUGAUGACUGCCUAAAAGCUAUGCCUUCAAAUGAGACUGCUAUUAAUCUCCUCAGGAGAGCUCAAGAAAUGCUUGCCUACUCAAACCUCAGGCUUCACAAAAUAGCCUCCAAUAGUCAAGAACUAAUAGAAGCCUUUCCAUCUCAAGAUCACUGUAGUGAUUUGAAAGACCUGGACUUAGGGACCGACCCUAUGCCAGUACAACGCAGCCUUGGACUUCUCUGGAAUCUAAAAUCGGACACAUUCAUCUUCCAAGCCAGCAAGGAGGAAAAGCCCUUCACACGUAGGGGUGUUCUGUCCACCAUAAAUAGCUUGUAUGAUCCCUUGGGGUUUGCAGCUCCUGUUACAAUUCAAGGAAAAGCCCUACUCAGAAACUUAACCCGUGAAACAUCUGACUGGGACACACCUUUACCAGCCGAUCAAAGGAUUCAGUGGGAAGAGUGGAAAAACUCUCUAACAGCUUUAUCUAAGCUCAAUGUAGCUAGACCCUAUGCACCAGUGCCUUCUACAGAAAUACAAAGCCAAAAACUCUACAUAUUUUCAGAUGCUUCUGUCAAGGCAAUUGCUGCUGUGGCCUAUAUUAAAACCAUGGACUCUAAAGGACAAUGCCAUGUCGGAUUUGUCAUGGGUAAAACCAAACUUGCACCAUACCCUGAGCACACUGUACCAAGACUAGAACUAUGUGCUGCUGUACUAGCUGUUGAGGUAGCUGAAUUAAUUACAUCUGAAUUGGACAUUGACCUAAAAGAUGUUGCAUUCUACACAGACAGUAAGAUGGUCUUAGGUUAUAUCUACAAUGAAACCAGAAGAUUCUAUGUCUAUGUUAACAACAGAGUGUUACGGAUUAGGAGAUCUGUCCAUCCAAAGCAGUGGCACUAUGUACCUACAGACCAGAACCCUGCUGAUCAUGCUACUAGAGCCGUUGCUGCUAAUCAUUUGAAUAACACUACGUGGUUUUCAGGACCAAAAUUCUUGUACAACCCAGAGCAAGCUACCGUUAAAGCCUUUGAAUUAGUGGGUGCAGAGUUGGAUGUUGAAAUCCGCCCUCAGGUGUCUACACUCCACACAACAACUUCAGAUAACCAACUCGGAUCUCAGAGAUUCAAACGAUUUUCAACCUGGAAGUCACUUGUUCAAGCUAUUACCUGUUUAAUUCACACAACUUGCUCAUUCAGUAGUAUGAGAACUUCUAGUCUAAACGAAUAUAAAGGCCGGCAUCACGGCAUCACUGUGCAAAGGUCUAUGCAGUAUCAGACCUGAAACAUUCAAGAAAUCACAUUAUCUAUACUGUUCAACAAGAAGCCUACUCUAGAGAGAUCGAGAGCCUCACCAACAAGAGACCAUUACCUAAGGACAGUGAAUUGAGUAAGCUUGACCCAAUCAUUGAUAGCAAUGGCCUAGUGAGAGUAGGAGGCCGACUCAAGGAAGCAAAGCUGGAGUACAAAGAGAAAAGCCCUCUUAUAAUCCCUGGUUAUUGCCAUAUUGCUGCUUUACUCGUGAAUCCAAGUUGUUUCUCAGACCAAUAUCUGAACUAAUUUAGCUUCUAUCUUUUGAAGACUAAAUUGGUGGCAUCCACGGAUACCAAGCGGGGAGUGUCAUUCCUCCAGCAUCUUUAUGUACUGUAAAGUGAGCCUGAUUACACAGGCACUCCAUCUAGUGGCUGACUUUGCCUUUCAGUGAUUUGUCCCUCUGCUCCUUCCAUCCCUCCUCAGUGAAGUGAAGCAUCUUGGGAGGAAGAAAUCCAUUACAGACUGUGCUAAGAAGAGAUAGACUGCAUCCUCCAUUGUCCCAUGUGGCAGCAUCGCUGGUAAGCUUAUGGACUUGCCCUACAGUAUUUCUCAGCCACAGCUUCUUCCAGCUACACAGACUCUUAUGUUCCAGAGCAGCAGCUGCACUGUCUUAAGUUGUGACCAAUAGUGUUGAGCGGCAUAGGCCAUAUUCGAAUUCGCGAAUA